AAGAGGUGGGGGUGGAAAUCAGUAGUUGGAGUUGCUGAAAAACAAAAACAAUCGAUUGUUGCUUUACAGUCAAGUGAAGAAAUCCUUGAGAAAGAGAUGGAAGAUAAAUACAUAGGCUGCUGCUUUACUCUAUUUUUAGAUAUGAUGAUCUGAUAUGAGUAUGACUGAAUUGAUAAUAAUAAUCGUCCCUCCUUCACUUACACCUUUUGUUUUUGUCAACAAAUACAAAUACAAUUAGAAUUAGAAAUAGGUCGUCAACGUCAAUGGAAGUCGGAAAACUCCUCUUCUUGUUUCGUAUAGUUGCCGCCGGAAUAUGCUUCGCCACUCAUCUCCACUCCACUUACAUUCCAUAUAACACUACCUCCGCCAUAGCCCCCUCCAAAAUCAACGUCCAUUUGGUGCCUCACUCCCACGACGACGUCGGAUGGCUCAAGACCGUCGAUCAGUACUACGUCGGCGCUAACAAUUCCAUUCGCGGAGCUUGUGUCCAGAACGUAUUGGAUUCUGUAAUCUCCGCUUUGCUGGAUGACAACAAUCGCAGGUUCAUUUAUGUCGAGAUGGCAUUCUUUCAGAGAUGGUGGAGACAGCAGAGUGACACUCUCAAGGCUAAAGUCAAACACCUUGUCAACUCUGGUCAACUGGAAUUCAUAAAUGGGGGUAUGUGUAUGCAUGAUGAGGCAACCCCGCAUUACAUUGAUUUGAUUGAUCAGACAACUUUGGGACAUCGAUUUAUUCUUGAUGAAUUCGGCAAGAAACCAAGAGUUGGGUGGCAGAUUGAUCCUUUUGGACAUUCUGCAGUGCAGGCUUAUUUACUUGGCGCAGAGAAAAUAUUUAAUUCACUUUGCUACAUUAUAAUGGCGCAGCUGGGCUUUGAUUCACUCUUUUUUGCUCGAAUUGAUUAUCAAGAUAGAGCGAAGCGGAGAAGUGAUAGAACUCUUGAGGUUAUUUGGCGGGGCUCGAGGUCCCUAAGCUCAUCCUCUCAGAUCUUCACAGGGAUAUUUCCCAUUCAUUAUGAGCCUCCAGAAGGGUUUACUUUUGAAAUAAAUGACGUGUCUGCUCCCAUUCAGGACGAUGAUCUCCUCUUCGAUUAUAACGUGCAACAGCGAGUGGACAAUUUUGUGGCGGCUGCUGUGGCACAGGCAAAUCUGACCAGGACGAACCAUAUAAUGUGGACUAUGGGAACUGAUUUUCGUUAUCAAUAUGCAGUUUCAUGGUUUAGACAGAUGGACAAGUUCAUUCAUUAUGUCAAUCUGGAUGGGCGUGUAAAUGCUCUAUAUUCUACACCAUCCAUCUACACAGAUGCAAAAUAUGCAGCAAAUGAGAAAUGGCCUCUGAAAACUGGUGACUUUUUCCCGUAUGCGGAUCGGGAGAAUGCAUACUGGACUGGCUACUUUACCAGUAGGCCAGCCCUGAAAGGAUAUGUGAGAAUGCUCAGUGGUUACUACUUAGCAGCAAGGCAAUUAGAGUUCCUCAAAGGCAGGUAUGAUUCUGGACCAAGCACAGAUGCAUUAGCUGAUGCAUUGGCUAUAGCUCAACAUCAUGAUGCAGUUAGUGGGACAGAAAGGCAGCAUGUGGCUGCUGAUUAUGCACUGCGACUUUCAAUAGGUUAUAAAGAGGCUGAGGCAGUGGUUGCAUCCUCAUUGGCUGUGUUGACUGGCUCAAGAUUGAAUCCUACAUAUGCAGAUUCAGUCCCUGAUUUUCAGCAGUGUCCCCUGCUCAACAUAAGUUACUGUCCUCCAUCAGAAGCUAAUUUCAGCGACGGUAAAAGCUUGGUCAUAAUAGCAUACAAUCCUCUAGGAUGGAGAAGAGUGGAGGUCAUCCGCAUUCCGGUUUCUUCUCAAGACCUAGUGGUUCUGGAUUCUGGGGGAAGAGAGAUCGAAUCUCAGCUCCUUCCUCUUUCCAACGUCUCUUUGCGUAAUGUGAACUACCACAUCAAAGCAUAUCUAGGUAUGUCAGCCAGUAGCUCGGCGAGAUAUUGGCUGGCUUUUUCAGUAUCUGUUCCACCCCUUGGUUUCAGCACCUAUGUUGUCUCGCAUGCAAAACCGACAGAAUCCAGGUCAAUCAUCUCAACACUCUAUACCCCAGAAGGAGGUGUUGAUAAAACAUUUGAAGUUGGUCAAGGAAAUCUAAAGCUACUUUACUCGGUGAAUGAAGGAAAGCUCAAACGCUAUACAAACAGAAGAAAUUCUGUUACAGCAAUUGCCGAGCAUUCAUAUAGUUACUACACUGGUUAUAAUGGUACUGACAGAGUUUUCCAGGCAUCUGGGGCUUAUGUUUUCCGCCCAAAUGAAACAUUCCCUAUUAAACCGGAAGGCCAGGUUCCUUUGACUGUUAUGCGUGGUCCAUUACUGGACGAAGUGCACCAGCAGCUCAAUACAUGGUUAUAUCAGGUCACUAGGGUCUACAAAGGGAAGGAACACGCUGAAGUUGAGUUUACUAUUGGACCUAUACCUGUGGAUGACGGAUUUGGGAAAGAAAUAAUAACUCAAAUAACAACUGCCUUGGAUACAAAUAAGACCUUUUAUACGGACUCCAACGGGCGCGAUUUCCUUAAAAGGAUUCGAGAUUAUAGAGCUGAUUGGGACCUGGAAAUACACCAACCAAUUGCUGGCAAUUACUACCCUAUCAAUCUCGGAAUUUAUCUGGAGGAUGAAACUACCGAAGUUUCUGUGUUGGUGGAUCGUGCAGUUGGUGGGUCCAGCUUGGUGGAUGGUCAAAUAGAGCUGAUGCUUCAUAGGAGACUGCUCAAUGAUGACUCUAGAGGUGUUGGUGAAGCACUAAAUGAAGAAGUUUGUAUUCUUGACAAUUGCAAGGGUUUGACGGUUCAGGGGAAAUUUUAUCUGAGGAUUGAUCCUCGGGGAGAAGGGGCAAAGUGGCGCCGCACAUUUGGACAGGAGGUUUAUUCUCCACUUCUUCUUGCAUUUUCUCAAGAGGAGGGAAGUAAUUGGAUAAAUUCUCAUAUAACUACAUUUUCAGCUAUUGAUAAAUCGUAUAGUUUACCAGACAAUAUUGCGGUUAUCACUCUCCAGGAACUUCAAAUUGGCAAAGUUCUUCUUCGCUUGGCUCACUUAUAUGAGACUGGAGAGGAUAAAGAUUACUCAGUGGUGACUGGUGUGGAACUGAAGAAACUCUUCCCUGACAAGAAGAUAAUCAAGGUCACAGAGAUGAGUUUAUCUGCGAACCAAGAAAGGAUGGAGAUGGAGAAAAAGAGGCUAGACUGGAAGGUAGUAGGAGCUCCAGAAGAAGGCAAAGUAGUUAGAGGAGGACCUGUGGAUCCAUUGAAGCUUGUAGUUGAACUUGCACCUAUGGAGAUCCGAACGUUCAUUAUUGACUUGAGUUACCUGAAAGUUUUUGGUUCUUGAGAAACAAAAUGGUGAUGCUCAGAUAUGGGGUUGUGUGAAUCUAGUAGCUUGUUGGAUGUCCGCUGGGGGACAGCUGAAUGGUAUCGACCUCCACCUUUCAUAUGUGAGGUGCUGACUUGAGUCUUGUUGGGGUUGGGGGGGGGGUG
Sesamum indicum (sesame) is the source of this 3508-nucleotide messenger RNA. RefSeq names its product alpha-mannosidase At3g26720. Gene Ontology annotation, molecular function: carbohydrate binding; alpha-mannosidase activity. The record is from RefSeq and is a predicted model, not a curated record. Lineage: Eukaryota; Viridiplantae; Streptophyta; Magnoliopsida; Lamiales; Pedaliaceae. Gene Ontology annotation, biological process: mannose metabolic process.